Messenger RNA from Eremomyces bilateralis CBS 781.70, 459 nucleotides. Its product is annotated as Ctr copper transporter. Gene Ontology annotation, cellular component: membrane. The annotation marks the transcript as partial. NCBI's taxonomy places the organism in Eukaryota, Fungi, Ascomycota, Dothideomycetes, Eremomycetales, Eremomycetaceae. Gene Ontology annotation, molecular function: copper ion transmembrane transporter activity. The transcript has 3 exons. The record is from RefSeq and is a predicted model, not a curated record. Gene Ontology annotation, biological process: copper ion transmembrane transport.
ACGAUGUUGUGGAAUUGGAAUGUUAUGGACGCCUGCUUCCUUUCAAAAUCCUGGCACAUCACCUCCAAGGGCAUGUUUGCCGGAAGCUGCAUCGGUGUCAUCCUUCUAGUCAUGGUUCUUGAACUUCUGAGGCGCCUCGGCAAGGAGUACGACCGCCUGAUCCUCCGACAGCACCAAACCGCCAUCGGAAUCGCGCCUGCCUGCCCCAACCCUAACACUGCUGUCACCGGAGCCGCAGCCGUAGGGGCUGUGACCGCCUGUACCGGGCCGACGGCGACCUUCAGGCCUAACGUCUUGCAGCAGGCGAUCCGUGCGCUCUUGCAUAUGCUCCAAUUCGCCGUGGCGUACUUCGUCAUGCUGUUGGCGAUGUAUUACAAUGGUUAUAUAAUCAUCUGCAUCUUCAUCGGUGCGUUCAUUGGCAGCUUUUUGUUCAGCUGGGAGGCGGUUUCAUUUGGGUAA